This is a messenger RNA of Dermatophagoides pteronyssinus (European house dust mite), 3610 nucleotides long. RefSeq names its product atrial natriuretic peptide receptor 1-like. Lineage: Eukaryota; Metazoa; Arthropoda; Arachnida; Sarcoptiformes; Pyroglyphidae. Gene Ontology annotation, cellular component: plasma membrane. Gene Ontology annotation, biological process: protein phosphorylation; intracellular signal transduction; receptor guanylyl cyclase signaling pathway. Gene Ontology annotation, molecular function: guanylate cyclase activity; adenylate cyclase activity; peptide receptor activity. The record is from RefSeq and is a predicted model, not a curated record.
AUCAACACGUGAAUGGAUUAGAAUUCAUCAAAAUGGUCAUCAUCAUCAUUAUCAUCAUCGUAAUGAUAAUAAUGAUGAUUAUUCAUCGAAUAUUAUUCCAAAAUCAAAUUAUUAUAAUGAAACAAAUCCAUUCCCGGUUAGAAUUGUUGGUAUAUUUGUUGCCGAUUCUGAAUUACCAUAUACAUUGGAAUUGGCAAAACCAUCCAUUAAUAUUGCUAUUGAAAAAGCUAAACGUUUAUUUCCAUCGAUACGUUGGGAAAAUGCUGUAUUUCGUAAUGGUUCUAAUCGUUGUACAUCAAAUUUUGCCGGUGUUUUUGCUGCUGAAGAAUUUUAUUUAAGACGUGUUACUGUUUUUAUUGGUCCAUCAUGUGGAUUAGCAUUAGAUCCAGUAGCACGAAUGGCAUCACAUUGGCGCAUACCUGUUAUUAGUUCAGGUGGACCACAUGUACAAUUUUCAAAUAAAGAAAUAUUCAGUACAUUAACCCGGUUAUCAUUUUCAUUAACAAAUCUUGGUUCAUUUGUUACACAAAUUUUCGAAAAAUUUCAAUGGAAACAUAUGGCUAUUAUUGUACAGGAUAAAAUAUCAUCACCAUUAAUACCAUUAAUUAAAGAAGCUAUUAUUGAUAUGUUUGAUUCGAAAACUGAUAUUGAAAUUGAAACACAUGAUAUUAGUCGUUCAUUGGCUAAAACUAAUCUUAAAAAUUUAUUAAUUGAUUGUGCAAAAGAAUCACGUGUAAUAUUAAUAUUAACAACCGGUGAAACAUUACGACAAAUAUUAUUAGCUGCAUUUGAUUUACAAAUGGGUAAUGGUGGUUAUGUUUUUUUAACUGUUGAAUUAUUUAAACAUGCAAAUUCAUUUGGUAAUUUUGAUUGGUUUGUUAUUAAUGAUACACGUAAUGAUGAUGUAAAACAUAUGUAUGAAUCAUUAUUUAUAUUAACAGUACAUGUACCAAUGACUGAAAUGUAUCAAAAAUUUGCUAAUGAUGUAAUUGAAAAAUCACGUAAUGAAUUUAAUACAUCAUUUACAAUGAAAGAUGUUAAUGUUAUAUUAGCCGGUUUUCAUGAUUCAGUUAUUAUGUAUGGUGUUGCGGUUACUGAAACAAUAUCGAAUGGUUAUGAUCCAAUUGAUGGUAAUGAAGUAACAAAACGUUUAUGGAAUCGUACAUUUAGCGAUUAUUUAAGUGGUGAUAUUUUUAUUAAUGCUAAUGGUGAUAAAGAAACUGAUUAUACAUUAGAAGAUUUUGAUCCAAUAACAUUCAAAAUGAAAUCGAUAAUAAUUUAUUCCGGUAGAGAUGAUAAAAUUAUUUGGUCAAAUUUAACAGCAAUACAUUGGCCAAAUAAUCAAAUACAAAUAUCUGAUCCAAAUAUUUGUAAAAAUGAUAUUAUUGAUUUGAAUUGUAAUCAAUCAAGUAAAGCAUGGCCAAUAUUGGAUAUUUUAGCCGGUAUCGUUUCGAUUAGACGUUUACGUUUAGAAUCAGAAUUAACUAGUUUAUGGUGGAAAAUACGUUGGAAUGAAAUAAUUUUUAUUCAUAAUCAAAGUGAUCGAUCAUUGGAUACAUCAAAAUCAUUAUUUUUUGUUUCACAGACUGAACAACAACAACAACAACAAACGGAAAGUAAUAAUUCAUCAUCAAAUCGUCAACGUACAAUUUCAACAACAACAACAACAACAAAAAAUAAUAUAAAUCUUGAUGUUAAUAAUAAUCGUUCAACAAUGGAUAAAAAAUCAACAACAACAACAACAACAAGAUUAUCGGUAAACAACAAUCGACAAUCAACAACAACAACAAAUAAUAAUAACAAUAAUAAUAAUAAACAACAAAUUGGUUUUGAUCAAUUUUUAACAACAUUACCAAAUAAAGGAAUUUAUAAAGGAUCAAAAUUAUUUAUAAAACAUUUAAAUAUAAAACAUUUAUCAAUUAAUCGUGAAAUAUUAAUUGAAUUAAAACAGCUUAAAGAUUUAGCACAUGAAAAUUUAAUUAGAUUUGUUGGUAUUUGUGCUGAAGAUCAACAUAUUUCAAUAUUAACUGAAUAUUGUGAAAAAGGAAAUCUUCGGGAUCUAUUAGAUAAUGAAGCAAUACGUAUUGAUUGGCCAUUUCGUUAUUCAUUAAUAAAUGAUAUUAUUGAAGGAAUAUUAUUUAUACAUGAAUCAUCAUUAGGUUUUCAUGGUACAUUAAAAUCACCAAAUUGUGUUAUUGAUUCACGUUUAGUUGUUAAAUUAACUGAUAUUGGUUUACGUACAUUACGUAAUCUUUCUAAACAAAAUUCUGGUUUACCAAAUUAUAAAUCAUUAUUAUGGACAGCACCGGAACAUUUACGACAACGUCGUCCAGAUUUACAUGGUUCACCAAAAGGUGAUGUUUAUAGUUUUAGUAUUGUUUUACAGGAAAUCAUAACACGUAGUGGUCCAUUUGAAACGGUUAAAGUUGUUGGUGGUGAUGGUAAAUAUUCGGUUGUUUCGUUGGAUCCACAAUUCAUCAUACAACAAUUAAAAUUGGGUGGCCAAACACCAUAUCGACCGAAUGUUGAUCAACGUGAAUGUGCACCGGAAUUGAUUGAAUUAUUACAACAAUGUUGGGAUGAAAAUCCACAAAAUCGUCCAACAUUUUCAACAAUACGUACACAGAUACGGAAAUUAUCCAAAGAUUAUAUUGGUGGUAGUGGAAAUAGUUUUCUUGAAAAUUUAUUAUUACGUCUGGAACAAUAUGCAAAUGAUUUAGAAAUACUUGUUGAACAAAAAACCUCUGCAUUUUUUGAAGAAAAACGUAAAUGUGAAGAAUUAUUAUAUGAAUUAUUACCGAAAACAGUUGCCGAUCAAUUGAAACAAGAAAAUCAAGUAAAACCUGAAUCAUUUCAAUGUGUAACGAUAUUUUUUUCGGAUAUUGUACAAUUUACACAGAUCGCAGCAGCAAGUACACCAAUGGAAAUUGUUGAUUUUUUAAAUGAUUUAUAUACAUUAUUUGAUUCAAUUAUAUCAAAUUAUGAUGUUUAUAAAGUUGAAACAGUUGGUGAUGCUUAUAUGGUUGUUAGUGGUCUACCAAUACGUAAUGGUAAUGAACAUGCAAGACAAAUUGCCCGUAUGUCAUUAGAAUUAUUGGAUCAGAUAAAAAAAUUUCGUAUAAAACAUUUACCCGAACAAGAUGUACGUUUACGUAUUGGUAUACAUUCGGGUCCAUGUGCAGCCGGUGUUAUUGGUUUAAAAAUGCCACGUUAUUGUCUAUUUGGUGAUACAGUCAAUACUGCAUCACGUAUGGAAUCACAUGGUGAACCAAACAAAAUACAUACAAGUGAAUAUAGUAAAUUAAUACUGGAUCGUUUUGGUUCAUUCAAUCUAACAUUACGUGGUGAUAUACAUUUAAAAGGAAAAGGAAUUGUUCGAACAUAUUGGUUAGAUAAUGAAAAUAAUCGUUUAUUAUUGGAUCGUUUUAAAUUUUUAAAUCGUAUUGAAACAACAACAACAACAACUGGAUCAACAAUUGGAUUGAUUCCAUCAACAUCCCAGCAGCAAUCAUUUGUAUCGGGUGCUGCUGCUGGAGCAUCUAAUUAUCAUCCAUAUUAUCAACCAUCAUCAACAACAACAAUUAUAAAUGCAAAACAUGCAUUUAAUUAA